Messenger RNA from Phytophthora nicotianae INRA-310, 942 nucleotides. RefSeq lists its product as hypothetical. The record is from RefSeq and is a predicted model, not a curated record. Lineage: Eukaryota; Oomycota; Peronosporomycetes; Peronosporales; Peronosporaceae. The coding region runs from base 1 to 942 and encodes 313 amino acids. The transcript is spliced from 2 exons.
AUGAGACUGACAACCACGACGCAGAAGCAAGGUGAUGCCAAUGAAUCCACGACGCUUGCGCGGAUUCCGUGGGAUGCAGACAGCCCCACACCCGAUGGACUCACUUCGCUGGAUGUCUUGUUAAAGUGGAUGGUGACUCCUGGGAAGUACGAGCGUUUGCAUGGUGACCAACGGAGCAGAGCCAUCCAGAGCGUUUUGGGUGCGUUGAAGAGGAACGGCAUUGAGCACCGCACAGAGUCGAGUGUGCGCGGUAAGGUCCGCUCUAUCGAAAACCAGUACCUCUCUGCGAAGCAGUGGCUGAAGGAGAGAGACAUCAACGGCAACGACGUUACCACUGGCAACGUGGAUAGCGACACGGAGACUGCAGUUUUGUCGCUAUGUCCUCACUUCAGCGAGUUGGUGCCGAUAUUCCGUGACUCUAGCUACCUGAACACUAUGGCAUCGGCGCGAUACCAAAUUGAAGUCACGGAAGAUAACCGGGAGAAGCCGGCACGCUUAAAGGCUAAACGCAAGACGAGAAAGGAAGUACACCGUCCAGGCAAACGCCGCCUGGUGCAGACAACUGAAGUCAAAUCAUAUGCAGGUGUUCAUGAAGACGAAGAAGAAGAUCGAGAUGAAGUAGCUCGGGUGUUAAACUGCGUGCGUCGCACGACCUACGGCAACAUCCCUGGGAACGAGCUGGACCUAAACUCCCAACUACCAUCCGAGGACCAGCAGCAAAUAGCAGAGAUCAAGGUGAAUCAUGUGAAGAAGCAGAGCCAAGCUGUCCUUGAACACGAAGACAAGAUGCGAGCAGAGAUGUUGGAGUGCGACGUUGAAGUCAAGCGAGGUCGAGGUGAAGUGCAGUUGCUGCUGGAGAGGAUGCUGGCGCGCCAGACCAUGAGGAAGGAUGGCAUUCCCAACGAUGAAAUUGACGUCGUCUUGCCGCUUAAGGAACUAUGA